AUGGUUUUCAAGGAAAGCUUUUGGACAUUGAGCUUUGACGGAGCAGCAGCUGGAGGGAAAGGUGGAACCGAAAUAGUCCUUACAAGAAAAAGUGGAGAAAAAUUGUAUUUGUCUUAUAAACUAGACUUUCAUUGUUCGAAUAACGAAGCCGAGUAUGAGGCUCUUAUUUGGGGCUUGAUAGCAGCUGAGAAACACAGUAUCAAAAAGAUUCAAAUUCAAGGGGACUCGAAGCUGAUAGUGAAGCAAGUUUCGAGACAGUUCGUCUUAAAAGAGCCUGUCUUGGCUACAUACCGCACGACAAUCCAAAGGCUUCUUGACAAAUUUCAGAAGUUCGAAAUAGAGCAUGUGCCUCACUCCGACAACAAGUUUUCAGAUGCCUUCACAACACUAGGGGUAAGAGUUGACAUUCCCGAGGAAGAGGUGACAAUCGUUAUCAAAAAGAGAACAGAGCCUUCAAUAAUUCUCGAGAACAAAGACCUUCCAAAGGAUUUGAGAGAAAAAAUCCUCGAAUGA
Camellia sinensis is the source of this 513-nucleotide messenger RNA. The record is from RefSeq and is a predicted model, not a curated record. NCBI's taxonomy places the organism in Eukaryota, Viridiplantae, Streptophyta, Magnoliopsida, Ericales, Theaceae.